UAUCAUUUUAUGCGUCGAUAUUCAAAGAGCUCCAACGCCCGAGUCCACUCGCUCCUCUCUUUUCGUUUAACUCGCUCGACUCAGCUGAGAUUAACCAAUUAUUACUUCAACCAAAUCAAUUUUGUUUGAUAGAUUGUUUGCGCUCUGAUCCAACCACACAACAAUCACUCAGUUCCAGGUGCAUCUGUAAAUAGUUCAUUCAGUGUUGAACUUUUUCGAAACCAUGAGUUUUGUUUUCAGAGGUAGUAGAGGAGAUAUAGAAACUGGGUUUCCGGGACUUAUUCCUGAACGGCGUGCAGUGCGUGUUCAUGGUACUCGACCAGUCAAUACCAACUCCUUAGCUUUUCUUGUCACAGUGCUUUUGUUGUUUAUGAUUCUGAACUCGCACCAAAUGUCUCCCAAUUUUCUGCUCUGGCUGGUGCUUGGGGUGUUUCUGAUGGCAACCACUUUAAGGAUGUAUGCAACAUGUCAGCAACUUCAAGCCCAGGCACAAGCGCAUGCUGUCGCAGCUAGCGGUCUUCUUGGCCACACAGAAUUAAGACUCCAUAUGCCACCAUCUAUAGCUCUUGCUACCAGGGGAAGGUUGCAAGGUCUCAGACUCCAGCUAGCACUGCUCGACAGGGAAUUUGACGACCUAGAUUAUGAAACUUUGCGAGCACUUGAUUCUGACAAUGUCCCUACCGCUUCUAUGACUGACGAAGAGAUCAAUGCUCUUCCUGUCCACAAGUAUAAGGUUUCCGGCCCACAGGGUGUGAACUCAUCGGCGCAGCAGGGUUCUUCUUCAGCCUCAGUUGAGAAGAAGCAAGAUCUUCCAAAUCCACAAGUGGGAUUAAAGACCUCUGAUGAUGAUCUGACUUGUAGUGUUUGCUUGGAGCAAGUCACUGCCGGAGAGCUCAUUCGCAGCUUGCCAUGCUUGCAUCAGUUCCAUGUCAACUGCAUAGAUCCAUGGCUGAGGCAGCAAGGGACGUGCCCUGUCUGCAAGUAUAGAGCUGGGUCACAAUGGUCGGAGAUCGCUCAAGGAGAAAUCGAUGCUUCGGACAUGGUCUAAGCUACAAACAUAUCAUAUUUGUUAUAACUGAUUUAUACAUACCACCAGUAUAUGUAUAUUUAUAGUAUAUGCAUUAUGUAUUACCUACUGUGAAGUUGAGUCACUCUCCUUCAUGGUGCAUAAGUUGAUUAGGGCUGAUAAAUAGCAAUUUAGAUGUAGUGCUGUAAACAUUGAAUUUGCUAUAUAUUAAAAUAUUGCCUUAUUUAAUA
Messenger RNA from Salvia hispanica, 1257 nucleotides. RefSeq names its product RING/U-box superfamily protein (gene SDIR1). Gene Ontology annotation, molecular function: ubiquitin protein ligase activity. NCBI's taxonomy places the organism in Eukaryota, Viridiplantae, Streptophyta, Magnoliopsida, Lamiales, Lamiaceae. The record is from RefSeq and is a predicted model, not a curated record. Gene Ontology annotation, biological process: ubiquitin-dependent protein catabolic process; protein ubiquitination.